Metarhizium robertsii ARSEF 23 is the source of this 483-nucleotide messenger RNA. RefSeq lists its product as uncharacterized. Gene Ontology annotation, molecular function: structural constituent of ribosome. The transcript has 4 exons. Gene Ontology annotation, biological process: translation. The record is from RefSeq and is a predicted model, not a curated record. NCBI's taxonomy places the organism in Eukaryota, Fungi, Ascomycota, Sordariomycetes, Hypocreales, Clavicipitaceae. The coding region runs from base 1 to 483 and encodes 160 amino acids. Gene Ontology annotation, cellular component: cytosolic large ribosomal subunit; ribosome.
AUGGGUCACUCUUACGGAAAGCGAGCGGGCACCCGCUAUGCCUUCAGCCGCAACUUCCGCCAGAAGGGCAUGAUCGCCCUGAACACGUACCUGAAGACGUACCGUGUUGGCGAUAUUGUUGACAUUAAGGUCAACGGUGCCGUUCAGAAGGGUAUGCCCUACAAGGUCUACCACGGCAAGACUGGUGUUGUCUACAACGUCACCAAGUCUUCCGUUGGUGUCAUCAUUUACAAAAAGGUGUGGCACCGAUACAUCGAGAAGCGCAUCAAUGUCCGAAUCGAGCACGUCCAGCCCUCCCGAUCUCGUGAGGAUUUCCUGAAGCGAGUCAAGUCCAACGCCGAGGCCAAGAAGAAGGCCGCUGCCGAUGGUGUUACCGUCCAGGUUAAGCGACUGCCUGCUCUUCCCCGGGAAGCUCGCACCGUCUCUCUGACCGACAACCCUCCUGAGACUGUUACUCCUUUGCCUUACGAGACUACGAUCUAA